GUGGAGGAGGAGGAGCUGGAGUGUAAGAUCUGCUACUGCCCCUACAGCCUCUCGCGGCGUCGGCCCAAGCUGCUGCACUGCUGCCACCGCCUCUGCUGCCUCUGCCUGGCCCAGCUCCUCGCGCUGGGGGAGAGCCCCGCCACCACGGUGGUCUGCCCCUUCUGCCGCUACGUUACCUCCCUGCCGCCCUCCUCCCUCCCCGACGACCACGGCCUGCUGGCCCUGCUCGGCAGGAACCUCCGCAUCCAGACCCUCCAGGGCGGCUCCACGGAGCUGCUGCUCACCCCCAGAACCCUGAGCUCCCUGCUGGGCGCCGGCAACCCCUCCUUCUCCUCCUUCUUGCCCCAGGCCCCCGGCUCCUACGCCUCCAUCCGGGGGUCCCCCAACUUCGUGGUCAUCACUAUCAUGGAGCCCCCCCCGCCUCCACCAGCUCUUCCUCCGCAGCCGCCGUCCGCGCUGUCGCCGCUGCCUCUGGGCCGCUCGCCGUACAACCUCCGUCAGCACCGCCCGCCCCCCGGCCCCCCGCUGCAGGCGGCCCUGAUGUACCGCUCGGCGUCCAGCCUGGACUCGGUGGCGUCGGGGGCCCGGCGGCGCGGCGGCGGCGGCGUGCGGGGCUGCGCGGCCCUGCUGUGGCGGGGCUCGGCCCGGGCGCUGGUCUGGCUGCUGGGGCUGCUGUACUUCUGCUCGCUGCCCCUGGGGGUCUACCUGCUCAUCAUGCAGAAGACCACGUUGGGCGUGCUUCUGGUCAGCCUGGUGCCCACCAGCAUCAUGGUGGUCAUCAUCUACGGCUUCUGCCAGUGCCUGUGCCAGGAGCUGUGGGACUGCAUACCGCCUUAA
Gadus chalcogrammus (walleye pollock) is the source of this 837-nucleotide messenger RNA. It is a transcript of the gene rnf182, whose product is annotated as ring finger protein 182. Lineage: Eukaryota; Metazoa; Chordata; Actinopteri; Gadiformes; Gadidae. The transcript has a single exon. The annotation marks the transcript as partial. The record is from RefSeq and is a predicted model, not a curated record.